AUGAUAUUAGACGAUUUUUGGGAUAUGCCUCCUGUUAAACGCGGGAGACGGGGAGUCAGCGACGCUGAUGAUGAGGACGAUGAUUACAGAAAGAAGCGAGAUCGAAAUAAUGAGGCAGUGAAAAAAAGUAGAUACAAGUCAAAACAGAGAACACAAGAAACAGUUGUGAGAGUCAACAAACUGAAGGCUGAAAAUCAAAUGCUAGAAGAGAAAGUUAAAACGCUAACAAAAGAUCUCAAGUUCCUUAAAGACCUGUUCAUGGAAUACGCUUCUAAUUCACAGAACCCAAAAUUUGAGGGCUUCGACCUCGAGAAGCUGCUAGAAGAUGAACAAGAAGAUAAGAAAGAUAAAGAUAGUAAAUAA
This is a messenger RNA of Danaus chrysippus (African queen), 363 nucleotides long. The record is from the annotation of a GenBank genome assembly. NCBI's taxonomy places the organism in Eukaryota, Metazoa, Arthropoda, Insecta, Lepidoptera, Nymphalidae.